Messenger RNA from Salvia splendens (bonfire salvia), 669 nucleotides. RefSeq lists its product as uncharacterized. Bases 1 to 669 code for a protein of 222 amino acids. The record is from RefSeq and is a predicted model, not a curated record. NCBI's taxonomy places the organism in Eukaryota, Viridiplantae, Streptophyta, Magnoliopsida, Lamiales, Lamiaceae. The transcript has a single exon.
AUGGUCGAAGAGACCAGUGUAAUCCAACCUAGUGAUCUCCCGCCAAAGAAGACUGACCCAGGGGUAUUUACACUCCCAAUUUCCAUCAGGGGCUUUUUAACGGAGCAAGCAAUGUGCGACCUAGGGGCAUCCAUCAAUGUUAUGCCAUAUUCUAUGUAUAAAAAGCUGGGGGAAGCAGAACUAGUCGAAACCGAUAUGGUGAUACAGCUGGCAAAUGGGUCUUCCAUUUACCCCGAGGGAAUUCUGGAGAAUGAAAUCGUCAGGGUGAACAAAUUUACGUACCUCGCCAACUUCUUUGUUAUAAAGAUGACGGAGCCAGAAGCAGAAGAGUCCAUUGGAAUCCUCUUGGGAAGACCUUUCCUAUCCACCACCAGCACAAUCAUUGAUGUCCGCCAUGGGACAAUAAAUCUGGAAUUUAAUGGAGAGCGAUUUACAGUCGACAUUAAUGAAGCUGCAAGGAAGCCACAGGUCAGCGAAAACAUUCAAUCGGUAGAUGAUGUCAGACCUCUAGAGCAAAAGUAUCUGGAAAAUGAACUCUUCGUUAAACCACCCUCUGACCUCACUUAUGAUGAGAAGCUUAAAAGGGAAGCAGCUGACUGGUUCAAGACAAUAAUGACUAGGGAAACGGGUGAUGAAGCCACUGAAAAGGCAAUUAUGGAAUUCUGCUAG